UUCGUCAUGGCUUCCAUGCUAGUCCGUAGUUACGUCGUACUGUAAUUGUUUUAAGGGGGCUUGGCUCGGACGAAAUGCCACUACAAACCCACUAAAAACGUCUCUUCGGACGUCAUGUUAUCCGGUGUGCAUCCAAUUUAACGCUGACGUUGUCCUGCUUAAGUGUACGUGGAACGUGUUAUGGAAGCGAGACCGACACGGGUGGUCUGUGGAGCGGCGGUCUGUCAACGACAAUGUCCUCCUUAGCGGCUCUCUGACGAGCUUAUUGUGGAUGUCGUAGGCCUGGGCUCCCGCUUGCCCCCGAUGACCUUCGCUCACGCUCCUACCCAAUCCCGUGAUUGAUGGUGAAAUUUACUCGCAUCCUGCGGGACCACCGGCACCUGGUUUGAUUUUGGUGACAACCACAGCAACACAGCGUUGGCAGUGCAGGGAGACCCAUCCAGUGUGAUAGUGCUGAGGUCACCAUCAGAUCAGCCUAAAUUUGAAUCAUGCCUGGAAAACUAAAAGCAAAAAUUGUGGCAGGCCGCCACUUGCCUGUCAUGGACAGAGCCAGUGAGCUUACAGAUGCUUUUGUAGAGGUCAAGUUUGGAAACAUAACAUUCAAAACAGACGUAUUCCCCAAAUCCCUCAAUCCACAGUGGAACUCGGAAUGGUUCAAAUUUGAGGUUGAUGAUGAGGACCUGCAAGACGAGCCGCUGCAGAUCACCGUGUUGGACCACGACACAUACAGCGCAAACGACGCCAUUGGGAAGGUUUACAUCGAUAUUGACCCACUGCUGUGCAGUGAGGCCGCCUCAGUCAUCUCUGGCUGGUUUCCCAUCUACGACACCAUCCACGGUAUCCGUGGGGAGAUUAAUGUCCUGAUCAAAGUGGAGCUCUUCAAUGACUUGAACCGCUUCAGACAAUCCUCCUGUGGAGUCAAGUUCUUCUGCACCACCUCCAUACCGCGGUAUUACCGAGCGACAAUGGUCCACGGUUUUGUGGAGGAGCUUGUGGUGAAUGAAGAUCCUGAGUACCAGUGGAUUGACCGCAUCAGAACCCCUCGAGCCUCCAAUGAAGCCCGCCAGAGGCUGAUCUCGCUUAUGUCAGGAGAGUUGCAGAGGAAGAUAGGUCUCAAAGUGCUAGAGAUGGGGGGGAACGCAGUGGUGGGCUACUUGCAGUGUUUCGACCUGGAGGGAGAAUCAGGCCUGGUGGUGCGGGCCAUAGGUACUGCCUGCACUCUGGACAAAAUCACCUCUGGAGGCGCUACUGCCACUACUAUCACCACUGCCACCACACACAUGCACCUGAGCACGGCUCCCGCUUCCAAUGCGUGCAAUUCCCCUUCUAAGGACGGAAAGGAGCCGGUAUUUGGUGAGGACCUUCCCUCGUCACCCGGUCCGCCCACCCCUUUCAGAGCCCUCCCCACUUCCCCCUUCCCCCCCCCCACUUUCUCGCCCCCUCAAGCCAGCCGCCAGUCCUCAUCAUCAGACACAGACCUCAGUUUGACGCCCAAGACGGGAAUGGGCAGCGGGGGCAGUGGCGGCAAGGAGGCGGGGCCCCUGAAGACGCUGCUCAGACAGCAGACGCAGACGGUUCUGGAGCAGAGGGAGUUCCCCUUCUUCACGUUGACGUCUUUCCCAGCUGCCUUUCUGGUCCACGUUGGCGGAGUUGUCAGCGCUCGAUCGGUCAAACUGCUGGACCGCAUACACAACCCCGCCUUGGGUAACACACGCUCGUACAAACUGCUAGACUGGAAUAGUGUCACGGCAGAUGAGCCAGAGACCCGCGACGCCUGGUGGGAGGAGAUACGACAGGAGAUCAAGUCUCAUGCCAAAGCUCUCGGCUGCCAUGCCGUCGUGGGAUACAGCGAGAGCACCAGCAUCUGCGAGGAAGUGUGCAUCCUGUCCGCAUCUGGCACGGCAGCCAUCUUGAAUCCUCGCUACAUGCGCGAAGGCUGUUUGGACGUAGCAGGCACGGACCACAGGUUUGAGGAGCCAGCUCCCUCAAGUUGCGGCUUCUGUCACAUACCAUACGAUGAGUUCAACAUGCCCUUUCCCGCCCAGCUCACCUACUGCUACCUCUGCAGACGACAAAAGGUCCCUGAUGUUCUGUUCACAACAAUCGACCUGCCAUCAGAAGCAGCCGUCUCAGGGAAAGGCUGUCUCAUUCAGGCCAGGCUAUGCCGUCUGAAGAAGCGAGCCCAGGGAGAGGUGAACGCCACGGCCAUCUCCAACCUGCUUCCUUUUAUGGAAUACGAACUGCACACUCAGUUGAUGAACAAGCUGAAGCUGCGCAGCAUGAACGCUCUGUUCGGCCUUCACAUACAGAUCAGCGUUGGCGAGAACAUGCUGCUGGGUCUGGCUUCCGCCACAGGAGUGUAUCUGACUGCCCUCCCGACACCAGGAGGCAUUCAGAUCGCAGGGAAGACUCCGAGCGACCUGAGCAACGAGCACCACAUGUUGACUAUCCAAAAGAGGAUUAAUGACACCAUCGCCAAGAACAAAGAGCUCUAUCAGAUCACUCUGCCGGAGUUUAUAGAGGAAGUGGUGGGCUCUCCCAUCCCCGAGCCCAAACAAAGAACUAGAAUCUUCCGCUCCCACUCAGAAAGCUCAGACGAGCUAUCAGAACUCGACCUCUCUCAUGGGAAGAAGGAUGCUUUUGUCCUGGAGAUUGACGACACCGAUGCCGUGGAAGAUAUUCACUCCCUACUCAUGGAUGCCUCGCCUCCCACGGGGUUCCACAGCUGCAACACUGAAAUCAUGCCUGGGAUUUACAACUGGACCUCGGGAAUACAGAUGUUUACAUCUGUGAGGGUGUUAAGGUUGAGUAAUGCCAAUCUCACCAAUCAAGGCUUGAAUAAGAUCUUCACUGACCUGUGUGAGAACCUGCUGAAGAGUUUGUACUUCAAGUUGCGCUCUAUGAUCCCCUGCUGUAUUUGUCAUCUUAACUUCACCGUAGCAGUACCGGAAGAAGAACUCAUACAAGUUGCUGUGACGGCGGUUGCCAUGACGUUCGACAAGGACCAGACACAGGAGAAGCCAGUGGAAAAGCCUGUCACCAAAGGGUGCAGUGAGACAGAAGAGCAGUUGCAGUUCCCCUUGGAGCUCUGCGCCGAUUCUCCAUCUGCCAACACUCAGCCACCAUCCAAAACCUCAGGUAUCCCAGCAAAUACCGCUGUGUCAUCCAGAGCUGCCUCCGUUGAUUACGGUUCCUUUGCAGACAGAUGCAGCACCUGGCUAGAGCUGCUUAGGCUGAAAGCUCACACCAUAAGACGAGGAUCAGUUAAGACAAUCUCAUCCCUGGAGCGCUCUAGUCCACUGACCGAGGGCCGGUCCCGCUCGUUGCGCUCCAACCGCUGCUCAUUCGGAGGAAGCUCGGUCACCGUGGUGAAGAUGACACCACUUUCCUUCCUCCCCGCCACACGGGUGGUUAAAUACUUGGGCAUCAUCAACAUGUUCUUCAUUCGAGAGACCACAUCAUUACGAGAGGAAGGUGGUGUGAGUGGCUUCCUUCAUUCGUUCAUAGCAGAGGUGUUUGCCAUGGUUCGUGCCCACGUCGCCGCUUUGGGUGGGAAUGCCGUCGUGUCCUACAGCAUGAAGGAGUGUGUGUUAAUGGAAAAUCCCAAUAAGAACCAGGCUCAGUGUCUUAUCAAUGUGAGUGGCGAUGCAGUCAUAUGCGUGAGGGAAUCGGAUCAGGAGCCCGCGUCAUCCACGACAAACCUCGGACAAGCAUGCACCAUGGGAAUGGAAGGGGCCACAUGACACCAGCCAUCAAACGCACAAACGUCUAGCCGUCCAAAUGCGAGCAAUCUUUGUCUGCCUUAACUUUGUCAAACAUUUCCAAAGUUCAAAUGCAAGUCAUUAUAAGCAACACAUGCGCACAAAAUAAAAUUACAAAUACUGACAUGGAUUUUUGUCACGUAUUUCCACCAUAAUUGCUUGAAACAAUGGCCAAAGAAGCGCUUAACGUUUACCUGCUUUAACCACCGUCCCCCUCAAGUGUCAGCCCAAAGCCUCCCCAGUAUCGUCCGAGUGUGGUUACCAGCUACAACCACUUUAACAAUCCAGGCAUCUAAAAUGGGGUACAUGCGUACUGAUAUUUAACAUCUUAACUGAUUUUUAGGUGUGAAAACCCCAAACAUGACGUGUAAAAAAAAUCAGCAAGCAUGUCCGUUUUGGUUGUGUAGUGUGUGGUGUAUGCAGAUGACCAACACAGCACAUUACACACAUACAGUAACAAUAUCUCCAUCGACAAUUGCUAGUCUCCUUACCCAAACCAAAUACCUGUCACAGUACAAAGACUAACUUGUGAGAGGCAGCAUGGUGGCAGGACAUCCACACUGCCGAAAUGUAUUGAACAGGUUUUACUUUACAUUUGUUAGCCCUGACCGUUUUCCAAGGGCGUAAAAUCGGGGGUGUUAAAAAAAUAAUAACUGACUCUAUUAACACACCGCACACAACAGGAUGUUUCAGAGACAUCCGAUAAUCGGGCCUUUGCUGACUUGGAUCUGAAGAGGGGGGAAAUGCUCAAAUUUGGUCCAAUUGCUGGUUUGUUAGUGGGCACCGCUUCAGUCAUUGGUCCAAGGGACUCGACAAUAUUUCUAAUGCACUUGGAUUCUCCUUCCGUGUUUUUACCGGUAAUUGUCAACAUUUCAGGUGGGUUAUUUUUAAAGCGAGUCAUCGGCAUACACAAUUUGUCAAGUCUGUUUUGAUUUGUUUUCAUUAUCAAAGCUUUUCCAGUACAUUAUUGCUCACAGGAAGUGUCAGCAACCACAUUUCUUGAUAAUAACCAGGUCACAGCCCCCGUCGUGUCCAGUCAAGUUUGCUGUACCUUAUACAAUGAACAUUUGUUAUGGUUUUACUGCAAAUGGUAAAAGGUUCUAGAUGGUUUGUAUUCAAAUUAACCAUGGUUUAUUAGUAAAGGUCAAAUUCUUUGCUCGGCUUGCAUCACUGCUGUUUUGGUGUUUAGUGCGUCCUAAUCCUGAUACUGAUUUUUGGCUGUGAUGUUGAUUCAUGAUGUUCAGUGCUGGAAGUAAUUUAGAUUUUUUUUUCCCCACCCAUGUGUAUAGAUAUACAGGCUGUAAAUUUGCUUUCUAAUCAUUAGUUAAUUUUCUUUGGAAGUGCAAUAAAUGCUCGUUUGGAAUUAGUGGUACUAUAAAUCAGUUUUUUUGUUGUUGUGACAAACGGGUUGUGAUCUAUUUCCUGUGUUUGUGUCCAAAGUUGAAUGUGCUAGGAGCAUGCAGACCAAAUUUGUAUCGCCAUGAACUUGUAAUGCUGGCCUGGGUAAGACUUGCACAAUAAACUCAGUCAAACCAA
Molecule: messenger RNA, 5297 nt
Organism: Phycodurus eques (leafy seadragon)
Lineage: Eukaryota; Metazoa; Chordata; Actinopteri; Syngnathiformes; Syngnathidae
Gene: c2cd5
Product: C2 calcium dependent domain containing 5
Exons: 31
Coding region: 489-3743 (1084 amino acids)
Biological process (GO): positive regulation of vesicle fusion; protein localization to plasma membrane; intracellular protein transmembrane transport
Cellular component (GO): plasma membrane
Molecular function (GO): calcium-dependent phospholipid binding; calcium ion binding
Source: RefSeq, a predicted model, not a curated record